This is a messenger RNA of Vigna unguiculata (cowpea), 1125 nucleotides long. RefSeq lists its product as uncharacterized. Gene Ontology annotation, cellular component: cytoplasm. Gene Ontology annotation, biological process: biosynthetic process. The record is from RefSeq and is a predicted model, not a curated record. Gene Ontology annotation, molecular function: isomerase activity. Lineage: Eukaryota; Viridiplantae; Streptophyta; Magnoliopsida; Fabales; Fabaceae.
UAAACUUAACAUUCUUUAAGAAGUGAUAAAUGGGAAGAAGCACUUAACACUUUGGUGGCGGCUGUUGGGGAAAGCUUCGAAGGUUUGAGCAGUCUUAGCAGUGAGUGGAGGAGAGACAUGGCAUUUGUUACGUUGUCAAAUGCAAAGAAACCUGUGAAAUACUUUGUGGUAGAUGCAUUUGCCGAGUCAGCAUUCAAGGGAAACCCUGCAGCUGUGUGUUUGUUGGAAGAUGAAAGAGAGGAGAAGUGGCUGCAAGCAUUAGCAGCAGAAUUCAAUAUCUCUGAGACUUGUUUCAUAACUCCCAUUACUCCAAUUUCAGACUCUUCUGUCCCCACUUUUCGCCUCAGAUGGUUUACGCCCGUUGCUGAGGUUAAACUCUGUGGUCAUGCUACAUUAGCUACUGCGCACGUACUAUUUUCAUCUGGUUCGGUGGAUAGUGAUGUUAUUGAAUUUGAGACGCUAUCUGGAGUACUGGUAGCUAAAAAGAUCCCAGCAAUUCAUACUUCCAGUGCUUCAAACUUGCAGAAAGAUCUCACAGAUUUCUAUAUUGAAUUGGAUUUUCCUGUUGAUCCGGUUAAAGAGUUCAACUAUGAUGAGAGUGCUUCACUAAUUUCUGAGGCAUUAGACGGUGCUUCCAUAGUUGAUGUGAAAAGGACAACAAUUGGAGAUUGCUUGCUCGUUAUACUCUCAUCUGGGAAAGCUGUCUCAGAACUACAGCCACAACUUGAUACAAUAGUUAAAUGCCCUGCAACAGGGGUAAUUGUUUCGGGGGUGGCUCCUUCAGAUUCAGAAUUUGAUUUCAUGAGUAGAUUCUUCUGUCCAAAACUUGGAAUCAGUGAGGACCCUGUUUGUGGGAGUGCACAUUGUUCAUUGACACCCUACUGGAGCAAGAAGCUGGGGAAGACCAACUUCAAGGCUUAUCAGGCAUCAGCCAGAGGAGGGGUUCUGAAUAUCCAGUUUGAUGAAGGCGCACAGAGAGUGUUUCUGCGUGGAAAGGCUGUUACAGUGAUGGAAGGACAUGUUGUAGUGUAGCCUUGUUCUUGGCUUUGCAUAAUUUGUAACACUACUUCAAUCUCAUCAAAUAAACAUCUUAUCAGUUAAUAAAACAAGUAUUCUGAAAUCAAA